GCUUGCCACGACCGCCGGAGUCGCGUUUUUCACACAGCCAACGUAGGUUCACGAUGGCGUCUAAGCGAAUCACCAAGGAGCUGCAGGAUCUCCAGAAGGAUCCCCCCACCUCUUGCAGCGCGGGUCCGAGGGCGGACGAUGACAUCUUCCACUGGGACGCCACCAUCAUCGGGCCCGCUGACUCGCCCUACCAGGGCGGCCUCUUCUUCGUGGCCAUCCACUUCCCCCCCGACUACCCGUUCAAGCCCCCCAAGGUGAACUUCAAGACGAAGGUGUACCACCCCAACGUCAAUAGCCAGGGCAGCAUCUGCCUGGACAUCCUCAAGGAGCAGUGGUCGCCCGCGCUCACCAUCUCCAAGGUGCUCCUGUCCAUCUGCUCGCUCCUCACCGAUCCCAACCCCGACGACCCGCUCGUCCCGGAGAUUGCGCAAAUCUACAAGACGGAUCCCAACAGAUACGCCGAGCUGGCAAAGGAGUGGACGCGCAAGUACGCCAUGUGAUUGACGAGUGAUGGAUUGAUUGACUCUCGGAUCGCGUCGGGUUUCGCGUUCGGCCGCGGGAAAUUCGCGACGAGGGAGGUUGGUGGUGACGGAUGUACGGACGGGCGUACGGACAGGCUGGCGGACGGACGACGCGCAGACCCGAGCGGCGGGAGGAGGAGGGCGGAUCGAAAGUGACGGCGGGGCGAGGUCGGCAUAUUCGCUUUUCUUUUUUUUCCUCAUUCUCGUCGCAUCCUUGCGGAGUGGAUGCUCGAUGCUCGGGGUCGUCGCGCGGCGACGACCGCGGGGACCGGCCGGGGUUUAGGGUUUGCGGCGGGAGGGGCGAUGCACCGGCGGGCCGUGCGAGACGAGGACGGGGCGUCGAGCGACGCGGCUGCGAAGCAUAGCACGUAGACGGAGCUUUGUGAGUGACUGGAGAGCUUCAUC
This is a messenger RNA of Micromonas commoda, 926 nucleotides long. RefSeq lists its product with no specific name. Gene Ontology annotation, cellular component: nucleus. The transcript is spliced from 3 exons. Gene Ontology annotation, molecular function: ubiquitin conjugating enzyme activity. NCBI's taxonomy places the organism in Eukaryota, Viridiplantae, Chlorophyta, Mamiellophyceae, Mamiellales, Mamiellaceae. The record is from RefSeq and is a predicted model, not a curated record. The coding region runs from base 54 to 500 and encodes 148 amino acids. Gene Ontology annotation, biological process: protein polyubiquitination.